Messenger RNA from Closterium sp. NIES-67, 2317 nucleotides. NCBI's taxonomy places the organism in Eukaryota, Viridiplantae, Streptophyta, Zygnematophyceae, Desmidiales, Closteriaceae. The record is from the annotation of a GenBank genome assembly.
AUCCCACGUCCAUCAGCAUUCAGGGAAAUUCGGAUUCCAGCAUUGCUAUUUCAACCAGCAUUCUGUCACUCUCUGCAGCCAUCACUCAGCUCACAGGCUUCCCUCUGUGGACUGCUAACCGACUCCCAUUCUUGCAAGAAUCGUGUCUUGAUCGUCAGCAGCCAUGUUGCACAACACUACUGGUGCUGCUGCUGGCGAGGACCAUGUCGUCGAGUGUGUGUUUUCCUCGCGUUACACGUCUGCCAGCGUUCCCAAGUACCAGAUCCCCCAGGAUGGAAUUCCCAAGGAGGCGGCGUACCAGAUGAUUCACGACGAGCUGCUGCUUGACUGCAACCCGCGCCUCAACCUCGCGUCGUUCGUCACCACGUGGAUGGAGCCCGAGUGCGACCAGCUGAUCAUGGAGUCGCUCAACAAGAACUAUAUUAAUAUCGAGGAGUACCCCGUCACCAACGAGCUCCAGGAGCGGUGCGUGAACAUCAUUGCGAAUCUGUUCAACGCGCCCCUGGGCGACGCAGAGGGCGCGAUCGGCGUGGGGUGCGUGGGGUCGUCAGAGGCCAUCAUGCUGGCGGGGCUCGCGUUCAAGCGCAAGUGGCAGGAGCGCCGCAAGGCGGAGGGCAAGCCCUACGACAAGCCCAACUUCGUCUGCGGCUCCGAAGUCCAGGUGUGCUGGGAGAAGUUUUCCAACUACUUCGAGGUGGAGACCAAGUUCGUGAACGUGAAGGAGGGGUCGUUCGUGAUGGACCCGCAGGAGGCCGUGGACGCCGUCGACGAGAACACCAUCUGCAUCUGCGGCAUUCUUGGGUCCACUUAUAACGGGGAAUUCGAGGACAUCAAGCGCCUCAACGACCUGCUCGUGGAGAAGAAUGCCAAGACGGGGUGGAACACGCCGAUUCACGUGGACGCGGCGAGCGGCGGGUUCGUGGCGCCGUUCCUGUACCCGGACCUGGAGUGGGACUUCCGCCUGCCCACGGUGCGCUCCAUCAACGUGAGCGGCCACAAAUUCGGGCUCGUGUACCCGGGCGUGGGGUGGGUGGUGUGGCGCAGCAAGGCGGAUCUCCCCGAGGACCUCAUCUUCCACGUCAACUACCUGGGCGCCGACCAGCCCACGUUCACGCUCAACUUCUCCAAAGGCUCCAGCCAGCUGAUCGCGCAGUACUAUCAGUUCAUCCGCCUCGGCUUUGAGGGGUACCGCAAGAUCAUCGGCAAUUGCGCGAACAACGCGCAGUACCUGAAGAAGGCCCUGGAGGACAUGGGGUGCUUCGACAUCCUCUCCAAGGACGUGGGCGUGCCGCUCGUCACCUUCGCGCUCAAGGAGAAGGACGGCCCCUUCUCAGAGUACGACAUUGCUGACAUGCUCAAGCAGUUCGGGUGGAUCAUCCCUGCCUACACCAUGGCGCCCGACCUCGAACAUGUCACCAUGCUGCGCGCGCUGGUCCGCGAGGACUUCUCGCGGUCACUGGCAGACCGCUUCCUGAACGACCUGCGCAUGACAGUGAAGAUGCUGGAGGACAGAGGCGUCACCGUUCCCCGCACCCUCCCCACGUCCGGCUCUGCUGCAGCUGCUGCUGCUGCCGUUGCUGCUGUGCCCGAGCACGAGGCCGUGGCUGUGGAAGUGCCCAAGCCGGGGACGAAGCUUGUGAGGAACCUGGAGGCGGACGAGGGGUACGUGCUGUCGCCGUUGGCGGGCACGCGGCUGAUGCCGCCCGGCAAGAAGCUGGAGUACAGCCACUCACUGGACACGUCAGCCCUGCGGCAGCGCACGUUCCGCGUGUUCAAGAAGAACAGCAUCGCCAAGACCAACGGCGUGUGCUAGGGGAUAGGGGGAUACUGCUAGUGGGGGAAACGCACACGGCGCAGAGAGUUGCUGGUAAGGUUUAUGAUUUAUGGGAGGACAUUCGUGAUCUGCAUGCUGUAUGUAUGCUUGUUUCCAGAUCAUGGCAUCCAGUCCAACCACACAGCUGAAUCAUAUCAAGUUCCGCAUGUUCAAGGACGACAGCAUCGCCGGGACCAUCCGCAUGUACUAGAGGCCGCAGUGGUGCCCUUGGUGGGGAGGCACUAGGAGAAAAGCUGCUGUGGUUGGUGAUGUGCUGCAUGUGAUUUAUGCACGGACAGUUGUGAUGCUACAAGUGCUUUACAUACCGUAGGAUGUUGGUAUAUCCGCAGCGCCCAACCAAAGCUGACCUGUGCUGAUCUGUAAAGCCGAAUCACUGACUCGCAGGCUGCACACAUCUCCUAGAGAGCAGUGUGUAAAGGAUGCAGCGCGUAGCAUGACCACUUCGGGACUUGAGAAAGGACUGUAUAAAAGCUGCCACAUGCA